AUGACCCAAUUUCUACCACUUGCAUUACUUCUGGUACUUUUCACGUCUGUGCAAAGUGGAGUCAUUGUGGAUAUGGGGUAUGACCAAAUCACUGUUGGGUGGUACAACACCACAUCUGUACACAUCUUAUUAGGAUCAAACGGUGAAAGGAGUUACAAUUCGAAGGUUGCUUAUAGAUGCAAUCACGACGAUUACACAUAUGGGUAUAAUGCUAAAGCACUUCUUGGAAAUCAGAAGGUGAAAGUACUUUCUCCGAUCUAUCAAGUAGAGGACAAGACAGAGAAUUGCACCCUCCCGAAUGACAAAACAGCUAUUUUAGCAUUCCAAUUGGAUAACUUGUACUAUAAAUUGGACGCUAAUAAUACACAUCGAUCACUCUUUAACUUAACCCAAGAAGGAAGACAUGCCCCUCAAAUUAUUGUUCCUUCGACAUUUACUCCUUACGACUUGGACAAAAUCAGCGCCGUUAUCCCUAAAGCGGAAUUUAUCCCAAAACAUAAGGCACAUUUGGGAAUGGUUUUAAAUGCUGUUAAUAAGAAACUUGUUGAUAUGAAAGAACACUAUUUAGUGAUUGAAUGCGGUGCACACGAUACCCGUAUAACACAUAUCAAUGUCUUCAAUGGAACACAAUUCACUGUCAAAACACACAAAACAGUGAAAGUCAGUGCUGAUUCACUGAACACUGCGCUGGUCGACAUUGUUGGAGAUGUCAGAGGCAGUGUCGAAACACAAGCACACUUGAAACAAAUUGAAGAAUUAAGACUGAAACUCUCAUCAAACACACAAAUUACAACACUCUUUGAAGAACUCGAGAAGAACAUCACUGUGACGAGAGAUGAGUUCAACGAGAAAAUUUCCGACAUCUUGAAACCUUUACGAGAAACACUGAACCAAGAAAAGGAGACAUUAAAUCAGAACUUCACAGUCUUUUUGAUUGGUGGUCUCUCAUACACACCAAAAAUUAAAGAAAUAGUCGAGAGUGUAUUUGGUAACUAUUCAAUUCGACUUUCUGGAGACGAGUACUUGUUCGAAAGUAUCAAAACGUUGAUGACUUUUGAAAAGAUGGUCAACUCGCCAUUUGAGAUUGUCGAUUUCAUCCCGUUUGAUGUGUCCAUUAAAAUGAAUGGAGCCGAGAGCCCAUUCAUCAAAAGAGAUCAGCCAAUGAAACUUGCGAACAGGUACCAAAUUUCUAUUCCACAAACACAGAGUCUCGAGUUUUUGGAUGCGGAGAGCAAAGUUCUGUUGAGAAAGUAUACGAUAGAAGGAAUGGAGAAGAACGAGAAUAUGACUUUUAGAGUUGAUUCGUUGGAGAAGGGGAUUGUGAACUCUCUUGAAAUACCAAAUGCGACGAUUCGACUGAACGAAGUGUGUAACUUAACACAAUUGAAAGAAGAAGUCGAGAAAUUUAGAGAGGAAGAUACAAAGAAGAAAAUCAAUCAGUAUCUCUUGAUGAACCAAAGACAAGGCUUCGAAAGCCUCUUGUUGGAUUUCAAACGAUAUUUAACAAGUGAUAUUGAUGAUAUCAUCGAUGUCCAAGAAAAGCUUGACGACGUCGAGAGAAAUAUUAUGUGGCUUGAAGAUCAUGUGGAUGUCACCAUUGAAGAGUUGGAAAAGGCCGAAAAGGAGUUUGGCGAGAGACAUCACGUCGAGUUACAAAUGUUGGACGCCUUCAGACAAUUUGCGAAGAAGAUCGAAGAGUUGGGAAGAAAGGUAGUCGACGGGAUCGAUGAGAUGAAGAGACUUGGCAAUCGGCAGUACAUGAACUACGCUAAGAAACUCAAUGAUGAGUCCGAGAAGCAUCCGAAAGGAAAAGAAGAGAGAGAAAAGCUUGAGAAGUUCUUAGAGGACAUGUUGGCCACCCUUGAGUCGAGCAACAAUAGAAAGAGGUUUUUGAAUUCCAUUAGAUGGGUUUGGACUUUAGUUGGGUAUGCUAUUAUUGGUGGUGUGUUUGCUGGACUAGUUUACGUUUCGUUCAAAAUGACUCGAAAGCCAAAGAAGGUUGUUAUGCACCCAAAAAAGAAAUGA
This is a messenger RNA of Entamoeba invadens IP1, 2025 nucleotides long. RefSeq lists its product as hypothetical. Gene Ontology annotation, molecular function: ATP-dependent protein folding chaperone; ATP binding. The transcript has a single exon. Gene Ontology annotation, cellular component: cytosol; nucleus. The record is from RefSeq and is a predicted model, not a curated record. Lineage: Eukaryota; Evosea; Mastigamoebida; Endamoebidae. Bases 1 to 2025 code for a protein of 674 amino acids. Gene Ontology annotation, biological process: protein folding.